AUGGUUACUGUUGAAGUCACCUCGCCUUCUCUACCUGAUGUUCCUGUUAAUACAAUGGCACAAGAGACACAGGAAGAGAAUCAUGAUGCUUCUACGUCCACAGAAACUAAUACAGAUGCAUCUCAUGAAGUUCCAGUUAGUUCAGAUGCACAGGAGGGACUAGGAAUGGUUACUGUUGAAGUCACCUCGCCUUCUCUACCUGAUGUUCCUGUUAAUACAAUGGCACAAAAGACACAGGAAGAGAAUCAUGAUUCUUCUAUUUCCACAGAAACUAAUGCAGAUGUAUCUCAUGAAAUUUCAUCUAGUGCACUUGCACAAGAGGCAACAAUUAGAGUUCAAAAUUCCUUGCCUUCUCUGUCUAAAGAUUCUCAUGGUGCUUUUUUUAUUGAAGCUGAAACAGAUGCAUCUCAUGAAGUUCCAUUUAACCCCAACCUCCAGGAAAGCAAGGCAACGACUACUGGUAAAUUCGCAUCGUCUUCUCUUCUUGACACCUCAGUCAAUCAAAUGACUCGGGAAGUACAUGAAGAAGAAAAUGGCGCUUCUCUUCCUAUGGAAACUGAUACAGAUGCAUCUUUUGAAGUUCUAGCGAACCAAAGCGUACAACUGGCACUAGAAAAGGUCGCUAGCGAGGUCUCUUUGUCUUCUCUUCUUGAUGCUUCAGCUAAUCCAAUGGCACAGAAGACUGAAGAGAAGGUUGAUGGUGCUUUUCUUUCUUUGGAAACUGAUCCAGGUGCGACUCAUAAAGUUGCAUCAGCCAAAAACACACGAGAAAGUCAAGAAGUGGUUGAAAAAGAGAUAACUCCGCCUUCCUUGCCUGAUGUUGCUCAGGUUGUUAAUGACGCUGGAGAAGCCUCCGCAUCUUCACUUCUUGACGUUCCAAUCAGUCAAAUGGUACAGAUGGGUGAAGCAGAGCCGAAUCAUGGUUCUUCUUAUAUAGGGCCCAUGGUAGAUUCACCUUCUGAAUAUCAAGGAAAUCAAAACGUACAGGAACCACCAGAAAAGGUCGGUAAGGAUUCAAGUUCGUCUUCUCUUGCAAAUGUUCCGACGGCACAGCAUCCACAAGAAGAGGAAAAUGAUGCUUCUCUUCCUAAGGAAACUAUUACAGAAACUGAAACAGAGGCGUCUUUCCAAGCUCCAGAAAGCCAUUAUGUACAAGAUAGUCAACAGAAUGUCGCUAAAGUGCUCACAACAUCGUUGCUUCUUGAUGAUCAGGUCAGCCCAGUAGCACAGGAGGCACGAGAAGAGGCACAAGAAGAGGCACAAGAAGAGGCACAAGAAGAGGCACAAGAAGAGGCACAAGAAGAGGCACAAGAAGAGGCACAAGAAGAGGCACAAGAAGAGGCACAAAAAGAAGUUGAGGGCCUUCCUCUUUUUGUAAAAACUGAAAGAGUUCCAUCAUCUGAAGCUCUAGCUGUUCCAAAAGUACAGGAGGAACGAGAGGAUGCUAAUAGUGUACCACUUCCCAACGAAACCGGGGUUCUGACUGACAUUGCCAACAAUGAAGCAAAUGAAGACAAUCCUGGUAAACAACAACCAUCGUCUACCGUUUGGAAAAAUAAGGAGGGUGCCACUUCUAAUGUUCCAUCUCAUCAAAUGCCAAUUCAGAAAAAAGUUAAGGUUGCGAAUGAGCUGCCUACGUCAUCCAUCACGAUGAAAACGACUACGACUGCAUAUAAUGAUGUUAAAAUCCCCCUAGCUGAUAAAUUAGCAUCAUCGAAAGUGCGGAAGCAUAGUGAAAAAGAGGCAUCUCCCGCUGCUUUAAAAGCAAAAAAGGAUUCAACAAAGAGUGUUAUAACAGAUAAUUCACCAGGUAAGCUGAGACAUGUUGUUGCUCUAACCUCGUUCGUAUAUAGUUUAUAA
Molecule: messenger RNA, 1860 nt
Organism: Rhopilema esculentum
Lineage: Eukaryota; Metazoa; Cnidaria; Scyphozoa; Rhizostomeae; Rhizostomatidae
Source: RefSeq, a predicted model, not a curated record